Molecule: messenger RNA, 426 nt
Organism: Fusarium falciforme
Lineage: Eukaryota; Fungi; Ascomycota; Sordariomycetes; Hypocreales; Nectriaceae
Product: Carboxylic ester hydrolase
Exons: 2
Coding region: 1-426 (141 amino acids)
Source: RefSeq, a predicted model, not a curated record
AUGAGAAUGACUAUUGCGGCUUGUGAUGCCUUGGAUGGAAAGUCGGACGGUGUCGUCUCACGGACCGAUCUCUGCAAACUCCAUUUCGACAUUGACGACGUUGUUGGGGAGCCUUAUUCAUGCGACGCGGUUGAGUCCAACGGGUCACUACGAAGCCACGUUGCCAAGAGCGCUGCCACACCGGCGCAGAGCGACAUAGUCAUGGUCCAAGCUGCAAAGCUGAUCAAGACGUAUCUGAACGGACCUCAUGACUCGGACGGCCGCCGCAUCUAUCUCAGCUCUCAAUGCGGCUCGGACCUCACCAACGUAUCCGAGUGGGUGGCUCGUUUUUUGAACCUCCAGGACACGGCCCUGCUAAGCGACUUUGGCAACGUCACGUAUGAUCACUUGAGGAAAUGGAUCACACUUGGACUUCAGACGAACUGA